Messenger RNA from Zygosaccharomyces rouxii, 1344 nucleotides. It is a transcript of the gene PRP45, whose product is annotated as mRNA splicing protein PRP45. Gene Ontology annotation, cellular component: spliceosomal complex. Bases 1 to 1344 code for a protein of 447 amino acids. The transcript has a single exon. Lineage: Eukaryota; Fungi; Ascomycota; Saccharomycetes; Saccharomycetales; Saccharomycetaceae. Gene Ontology annotation, biological process: mRNA splicing, via spliceosome. The record is from RefSeq and is a predicted model, not a curated record.
AUGUCUUUUACAUCCUUACUACCAGCACCAAAACAUUCCCAAAGCGUCCCAGAGGAUAACUUUAAUGCAGAGCAAAAGAAUAAGGAAUUGGCUGUUCGGGCCUUAACACAUCAGAAGGAUGAACAGGAUAUUGAACGAUCGGUGUUCGAUUCUGCUAUUACUAAUAAUCUGAAGUUUCAAGAUUUUGUACCGAUCCGUCAAAAAGAUUUUGGCCUGCAGAUACCCUUACCAUCUCAAAAUGAAAUUGACGAGACUUAUCGACGUACUAAAGGAAUAUUUGAACAGAUUUUACUGAAAAAUACACAGCCUGAAGCAGCCACCAUUAGAAAUAACCAGAGGGCACUUGAAAACACCCAGGAAAUUUUAGUCCACAGUACUGGUGGUAAGUCUAAUAGGAAAUUGAAAGUGAUUGAACAUGCUAAGGAUCCGUUACAACCAAAUGCCCAUAGGGCAAAGAAAGUAGUUGCACCACCUGUUGAUGAACCAAUGACACCAAUCUUCCACAAGACUGAUUCAGUGGAAACCGCUAAAAAAGUGAGCAAAGAGGAAAAAGAUAUGUGGAAAAUACCUCCUGCUAUUUCUAGUUGGAAAAAUCCUAAUGGUUACACUAUUGGUAUUGAUAAAAGGUUAGCAAUGGACGGUAGAUACAAUAAAGAUAAAAUGCAAGCUCAUGAAAUUAACGAUGGAUUUUCGCAGCUAUCUGCGGCACUAGAAAUGGCAGAUCGAAAGGCUAGACAGGAACUCAAGUUGAAAGCAGAAGCCAAGAAACAAAUUGCAGAAGAUGAAAAUAGAGAGAAGGGAGAGAAGCUGAGGAUUUUGGCUCAAAAAGCUAGAGAAGAGAGAUCACGUCAAAGAAACAAGAGAAGUCACAGAGCUAUUGACGAUGGAUAUAACAACGAGGCAACCCACCGUGAAGCCAUUAGGAAGUCAAGACGAGAAGAACUGGAAAGAGAUAUAAGAAAAUCAAAGAUGAGCACUGCUGAUCGUUUAAGAGAACUGGCAUAUUCUCAAGGAAGGGAAGUAUCAGAAAAAGUUGUAUUAGGUGCCGCCAAGUCGACAAAUUCUUCAGGAGCACAUUAUGAUUCAAGACUAUUCACUAAAGGCGCUAAUACACAGGCAAAGAGAGGUGAAGGGCAAGUUUACGAUAACCCUCUUUUUUCACAAUUAGGAUCAUCGUACAGAGCUAAUUUAAAUAAAUUGGACAAAGAUGUUGAAGAUGAAGCAUCCAUGUCUGCUGGUCAGACUAAACCGAUUGAAUUUACCGCUGCUACUGAUAAUAAUGAUGCGGAUAAAGAGAAGGAAGAGCAUAAAGAAUAUGGAUUGUCAAAGAAAGACGAUCUAUAA